GAUUUCAUUGAAAAACGAGAAAACUUUGCGCGGUGCCAAUAAAAUUUUCGGCGUAUUUUCAAAAUAUUUAUUUUUUUUGAAACUUGAUAAAUUUUUAUUCAAUUGUGAGAUUGUGAAAAAACUAUGCGAAUUAUUACUUCAAUAUUUAAAAAUACUCAAUUGUUGCAAUCAAAAAAAGUUCAGCCAUGUUCAGAUUCAAUUUCAACGUCGAAAAUGAUUCUGAUGUGCAAGAUCCCAACGUAGUAUCUUCAUCAGACAACGAAGAAUCAAAAAAAGAUUCAAGCUGUAUUCUUGCCAAUGAAGUGGUUUCCCCUGAGAAUUCAUCAUUGGAUCAGUAUUCAUUCAAGCCCAUCAGUGUGGAAAGCUCUCAUUUCAUGAUUCGUAAUUUUGAGACUGAAGGAGAUAAAACUCAAGAAGACGAAUUUUUGUCAAAAUUCUAUUCAACUUGUGACGUUACGCCGUCAGUUUAUGAAGGCGGAUUGAAAAUUUGGGAAUGUACCUACGAUUUAUUAUUAUACCUCAUUCAUAACGAUAUCGAAUUCAGAAACAAAACCGUCCUGGAUUUAGGCUGUGGCUGUGGCAUAUUAGGAAUAUAUGCUGCUCAAAAAGGAGCUAAAACCGUUCACUUUCACGAUUAUAAUAUCGAUGUCCUGAAAAAAUUCACCAUACCGAAUGUUACCAAAAAUGAAAUCAAAUCGAGUACGACUUUCGUUGCAGGAGAUUGGAGUUCGUUCUGUGAUUUAGAUUCUAUUCAGAAUACAACUUACGAUUACAUUUUAUCAUCUGAAACGUUAUACAAUACAGCUAGUUACAGCAAAUUAUCUGGAAUUUUUUCCAACAAGUUGAAGAAGAAUGGUAAAAUACUUUUAGCUUCUAAAUCAUACUACUUCGGAGUCGGUGGAAAUACGAAACAGUUUCUAGAAUACUUAGAUCAAGAUCAGAAAUUCGAAUGGGAUAUCGUGUGGAAAAAUUCUGAAGGCGUACAGAGAGAAAUCAUAAAUGUGACAUUUCGUAGUGUUUCAUCUUGAAUUUUUUUAUCACCAUUUCCUGACGAAUUGAAAAGAGUGUUAUUGAGCGCAGUGAAUAGAGUAAAGGAAGCAAGAAGCGAAUACUAAUUUUAUUGUAAUAUAAUGAAAUCUAAAUACGUUCUGCGAUAUAUUGGUAACUAUAAAAGUGAAUCAGAAGCGAUGUCAAGAAGGGCUUCCGCUUCAUUAGCUGCUUGAUUUCCUGUAUUUGUGCAAAAAUGAAAUGAACGUUGUUUAUUGAUGGAAUAAAUGAAUUUUUUGAAAUCGA
Planococcus citri (citrus mealybug) is the source of this 1293-nucleotide messenger RNA. RefSeq names its product histidine protein methyltransferase 1 homolog. Bases 186 to 1028 code for a protein of 280 amino acids. The record is from RefSeq and is a predicted model, not a curated record. Lineage: Eukaryota; Metazoa; Arthropoda; Insecta; Hemiptera; Pseudococcidae. Gene Ontology annotation, biological process: peptidyl-histidine methylation, to form tele-methylhistidine. Gene Ontology annotation, molecular function: protein-L-histidine N-tele-methyltransferase activity. The transcript is spliced from 6 exons.